UCUUCCCCAGAAGACUUAGUACCAGUUAUUUCGACACCAAAAUAUCAAUUGGUUCACGUCUAUCGCUCUAAAUUAACGUUUUUAAGUCCUGUCUCUAGCGAAGUUGAUGUUCUAUUAGUGAUUGAAUUCCUUCACAGGAUAGUAGAUAUAUUAGCAGAAUACUUUGGUGAAAUGUCUGAGAUCUCAAUCAAAGAUAAUUUUGAUGUCGUUUAUCAGCUUUUGGAGGAAAUGAUGGAUUAUGGUAAUUCUAUUAUUUAUAUUGUUUCAGAUGAUUCUUUAAUGAGUGAAUAA
Molecule: messenger RNA, 291 nt
Organism: Funneliformis caledonium
Lineage: Eukaryota; Fungi; Glomeromycota; Glomeromycetes; Glomerales; Glomeraceae
Source: the annotation of a GenBank genome assembly